AAGGAAGGCUGGGCGAUGGAGGUGGAGGAAGGGGGGCGUUGGUGGGAGGGAAGCGAGGACGGGCGAGAGCAUUCAUUACGGCGGAGUGAAAUUUUCCACCACCACUGCCACUUCCAGGACUACCGCACAAUUAUCACCAACAACAGCAGCAGCAGCAGAAGCAGCAGAAGACGAAGCAGGAGGAGGAGGAGGAGGGGGAGGAGGAGGGGGAGGAGGAUCAUCACCAUUCAUCACACAUCGUUUUCCUACCGCAGGGGGGUGACCCAAAUAAUCGUGGCCCCCUCGAUUGUCUACAACCCUCACCCUUCACCCAUACCCCCACCCUCAUCCCCCCCCGUUUCUGUUCUGUUGCACUGUCGCUGCGGCAUCCGAGGAUUGUCGAAACCAGCCAGGAUUGGAGUGGGGAAAAAAGGACCAGCUUUAGCUGCGAGGUGUUCUCAGGCAAGUCCAACAGCCUAGCUUGACAGGGAUCGGCCUGGACGCGUCUUUCAAGCACGAAGGAGAGACGGUUGUACUCAUCAAAUUUUGGAUCUACAAAGGAGCAUCCUGGAGAGUGGAUCCGCAUGUAUGUUACUGCAUAUAGGCGGCUGAAGUUCCAACUUCGCAGCUUGUAAUCUGACAUUGUAGAGAGAAUACGUCUCUGGGUGUGCUCAGACAUUUGUGCUUGUAUUGUAGGGUUUCGUCCCCUGAAGACCACGUGUGAUAAUAGAGUAAAGCGUUGGAUA
Molecule: messenger RNA, 725 nt
Organism: Physcomitrium patens
Lineage: Eukaryota; Viridiplantae; Streptophyta; Bryopsida; Funariales; Funariaceae
Biological process (GO): SCF-dependent proteasomal ubiquitin-dependent protein catabolic process
Cellular component (GO): SCF ubiquitin ligase complex; cytoplasm
Molecular function (GO): protein binding
Source: RefSeq, a predicted model, not a curated record